AUGCGUCAGCGCGCAGUGGGGAGCGCCGGCCAGUCGGCGGAAGCUUUGGAGGCGGCCAGCUCCGCCACGUCCAGGUGGACUCCCAGCGCGGGGACUGGCGAGCUGAAUGUGGCGGCCCAAGAGGUCCAGAGCCGGCUUCAAACUCAGGCCGCCCUUCUGCAGCAAUAUACCCAGGAGUUCUUGUCGACGCGGGCCGCCAUUCGGGCUCAGGAGUUGGGUCGGAAAACCGACGAUCUGGCCAAUAGCCGAAGGGCCAAUGCCGACUUGAGGAAGGAGCUCGGCGAGGCGCAGGCCACCCUCCGCACCAGUGACGCUGAGUACGCCGCCUUGUCAAUUUUCCUCGUAGUAAAAAAACAUCUCUCAACUCCCAAGCUGGCACCACCGCACCUCGGCGAGACGGCGACCGUCUCCCUCGUGCCGUCGUCGUCGCCGGCGAUGGCGUCCCAGCCACCGCCUCCACCCCACGAGCUCGACCUAGAGGCGUUCCUCCCGUCGUCUCCCGCCUCCUCCGACGCCGACGCCGACGCCGACGCCGAUCACCGCCGCGCCGUCGACGACCUGCUCCUCCUCCUCUCCUCGUCCUCGUCCGACUCCGACGACGAGCCAACCCGUACGCCCAGCACCAACCACAAAGCUCUGACCCGCAUCAAAGCCCCACCGCCGCCCGCUAAACCUUCCCCAUCUCCUCUGCCAUCGCCUUCCGCGUCCCCCCGGAGAUCCACAUCCGCAUCGCCGUCGGCGACGCUCUCCUCCCUCGCCCCGAGAACCUUUUCCAACGCCGCCGCCGCCUCGUCGAGGCCGCUCCCCUCGCUCUUCCGGGAUGUCCGCCCCAGCCCCAAACCCGGCGCCGCCCUCGCUGCCGCCGCCGCCGCGUCCCGUGCUGUUCUCACCCCGCACGCCGCUGCAGUUAGGUCGCGGCGCACCGCCUCCGCGCCCAUCGAGAAGCUCCUCGACCAAGCCUCCGAGGCAGAGGAAGUAGCUGACAAGGCCAGUGAGGAAGUGGUUGCUAGGGUGACCGUGGAAACUGUCGGCGGGGAUGGGGUUGAAGAAUUGGAAGAGGACAAAAAACACGGAGAAGUGGGGACUGAAGAGAAUUCCAAGCCCUCAGAAUCGGUGGGCGGAGGCAAUGUCGAUUCUGGUGCCGCGGAGAAUUUCGAUGUGCAGGAGCAACUUGGGAGUCAAAUUGGGCUUGUUGAUCAGGAAAAUAGUGAUGAGCAAAUUAGAGAUGGAAAUUUGGUGGAAUCUGUUGAGAUUGUGGAUCAGGAUGGGUCAGUGUCCGAUGAAAAGACUGAGGACGGGCUAGAGGUUGAAGUUGAAUGUUCUGACACUGAUUUGGAAGAGCAAGCGGAAUCUGAGGGGAUCAUCGAUAGGGUGGUCGAAGAGAGGUUGGAGAUGAGCAGGAUGGCUGAAGAAAAUGCGGAGGAAAGGCGAAAGGCACCAAUGAAACAGUUGAAGCGGGCCGAGGAGUUCGAGAAGAGGCAGGCCUCAUUUGGGCAGCACUGGGAGGAGGGAGCAGCGGCACAACCCAUGCGCCUGGAGAGGAUUGGGAAGGGCCAACCAGCUAUUGGUUACAUGCAGAUCGAGGUGGACAACCCGAUAACUCGUGCCAUGGCUUCUCCAUCUUUUAGACAGGAACAUGGCUCUCCUCAGGUCUUAGCAGUACAUAGGAGCUAUAUUGCGACGGGUAUGUCCAAUGGAUCUGUUAUCAUUGUCCCAAGCGAAUACUCCAUCCAUCAAGCUGAUGAUACAGAUGCAAAGAUGUUGUUCUUUUGGAACCAAGGUGUGAAAACUCAAUCACCAGUGACUGCCAUGUGCUUUAACCCGCAAGGGGAUCUUCUGCUAGUAGGAUAUGGUGAUGGUCAUAUGACAAUUUGGGAUGUACAGAAGGCUACUGCAGCAAAAGUCAUAUAUGGUGGGCAUACAGCUGUAGUGCAUGUUUGUUUUAUCUGCCAAUCUAAAGCCAUCACUGGUGAUUCAAAAGGGCUUGUUCUUCUGCACACAUUCUUGAUUAUCCCUGUCAUUAAUCGCUUGACUGUCAAGGGAACCCAGCGCCUUUUUGAUGGACAUACUGGAAUCGUGCUCUCAGCCUGCCCUCUUCUAGCGGAUGAAUCCUUUGGUUCUGGCAACUCAUCUAUGCAAGGCAACCUAAUAACUUCCUCGAGUGGUGGUCUUGGGAGCAUGAUGGGAGGUUUAGUUGGAGUAGAUUCUGGACGGAAGUUUUUCAAUGAAGGUUCUUCUCCAAUGGAGGAUGGUGUUACAGUCAUGUUCAUUAUGCAUCAACAUGCUCUUGUGGUUAGACUCCGCACCAACAGUGACCACGUUGACCAUAUUGAGACCUUCUCUAGACCAGAAGGAGCACGAGAAGGGUCAAUUGCCUAUGCUGCAUGGAAAUACACAUCAUCCUCGAGUGAUUCAUCGCCAAUUGAUGAAGAGCCAGUAUCUUGGCUUGCGCUUGUCUGGGACCGUCAAGUGCAAGUGGCAAAGUUUGUUAAAUCAAAGGUGAUCAAACACAAGGACUGGAAUCAUGAUAGUGCCGCCGUUGGUGUUGCUUGGUUAAAUGAUCAGAUGUUAGCUGUCCUUAACUUGAGAGGGCAGCUCUGCCUGUUCUCAAAAGAUGGCAGUGAGCUUCGCAGGACUAUCUUUAUUCUUGAUGGUUUGGUCUUCGAUGACAGCAUACUGUACCAUACACAUUUUUCUAACAGGUUUGGUAACCCUGAGAGGCAUUUUAACAACUCGGUAGCAGUAAGAGGUGCUACAGUAUAUAUUCUUGGCCCAAGCUUUCUUACAGUUUCGCCACUUCUUCCAUGGAAAGAGUGGAUUGAAGCACUAAAGAGGGCUGGUGAUUGGAUGGGUGCAAUGGACAUGGCAAUGAAGCUUUAUGACGGUCACACACAGGGUGUUAUUGAUCUUCCGAGAACAGUUGAUUCCAUAAGGGAAGCCAUAAUGCCGUAUCUAGUAGAGUUGCUGCUGUCAUAUAUAGGUUAUGUCUUUGAAUAUAUUUCAAUUGCAUUGUCAAACCAUACUGGAAAAGGGGGAGCAGCAGAUGGCCUGAUAGACGCCGAUAGAUCACUGCUGACAGAGAGAGAAGAACAAUAUGCUCGUGUAGGAGGGGUUGCAGUCGAGUUUUGUGUUCACAUUGGACGGAAUGACAUCCUGUUUGAUACAGUCUUCUCUAAGUUUGUUGCUGCUCAAAGUGGAGGUAUGUUUCUGGAGGUACUAGAGCCAUAUAUGUUGAAAGAUAUGCUUGGUUCUUUACCACCUGAGAUCAUGCAAGCUCUAGUAGAGCAUUAUAGUGGCAAAGGAUGGUUGCAGCGAGUCGAACAAUGCAUUCUUCAUAUGGAUAUUUCAUCACUGGAUUUUAAUCAGGUAGUCAGACUCUGUCGUGAGCAUGGGUUAUAUGGUGCUCUAAUAUAUUUAUUUAACCAAGGCUUGAAUGAUUUCCGUUCACCUCUAGAGGAACUUCUAUCUGUUAUCCAGAACGCUACUAGAAAAGAUGCUACUUGCUACAGAAUGCUUGUUUAUCUGAAGUAUUGCUUCCAGGGCCUAGCAUUUCCUCCAGGGCAUGGAAUAAUUCCCCGAGCGCAGCUUCAUUCAGUGAGAAAAGAACUUCUGCAAUUCAUGCUUGAAGAGUCUAAAAUGCACACUUCUGAAGUAUUUAAGGGUUUCAGUUCUUCUUCCGGAAAAUGCCCAAACAUAUGCUAUCUACUAUGGAUGGAUACGGAAGCUACUCUGGAAGUUGUCAAGUGUGCUUUUGCACAAGAGAAUUUUGAAUCUACUUCUAGUACUCCUGAUGCAUCUGUGUCCAAGGAUGAAGAUGAUACCAAUAUUGAAAGAGAGAGUCAAAAUAUCUUAUUGCAAGGUGUAGUCGACACCAUCAUUCAUAUUGUUGGUUUGGAAAAUGAGGCAAUCCAUUCCAUUGUUGUGGGUACUGCUGAGUCAGAGGAAUCAGAACUUUGGCCUACAGUGAAUGAUUUUGGUUAUAUAAUUGAAUUUGUGUCCUUUUUUAUUUCCAAUAAAAGGGCAAAGUCAUCUCAAAGAGUUCUUAAGCACAUUCUUAAAUACCUCACGUCAUCCAGUACUCCAUCAUAUGAUGAUAAAAAGAUGCCAACUCAGAAAGAAGUUCUUCAGCUCUUCAAUGUGGUUCCUCAAACUGACUGGAAUUAUGAUUAUGUGUUGCAUCUUUGUUUAGAUGCCCAUUUUCAUCAGGCAUGUGGCAGGAUAUAUGCAGCCAGAAAUCAAAAUUUGUCUGCUUUGGAUAGUUACAUGAAGGAUAUAGUGGAACCAUACCACGCUUUUAUCUUCAUCAAUAAAAAGUUAUUUCAGUUGGCAGGCGAUGAAGCUUUGUCGUUUCGUUCUACAGUAAUAUCUUGUUUCGCCGAGCUAGUCAAUCUAAGCAGGGAGUGCGCAUUUGUCUUGUUCCUUGAUCAUUUUCAAAAUCAGAUCCAGCAAAUAUUGUCAAUGCUUCCUUCUCACAGCCGCAGCCACUUUCUUUUCUUGAAAACUGCAAUGGAAGUAGACUUGUCAGGCAAACUUGACGUCAGCGCACUAACUGGCAAUGAAAUUGUUGAACGCCUGUACUUCUCUGGUGAACUCGAAGAUUAUCUGCAGAGAUUAUCAAAUUUCCCAAAGUUUGACUGCAAUCUUGUUUCUAUGAUUGAUGAGUUAUUUGAACCUUAUCUGAAGCUUCUGUGUCAGUAUGAACCAAGGUCGGUCCUGAAGUUUCUGGAGACUUUUGAUAGCUACAGAUUGGUAGGGUGUUUGCAGUUAUGUCUAGAUUAUGGAGUUACAGAUGCUGCUGCAUUUCUGCAAGAGAGGGCUGGUGAUGCUCAGAGUGCACUGGCACUUGUUCUAGCUGGACUAGAUGAGAAAACUAGCCAGUUUAUCACUUCAGUGGAGAAUACGUUUUCUCAGAGGGUUAAUUGGAUCUAUGCCACUACAAUUUUCGUAAGUUGGAAAUAUGCCAUUACAAAAGCUCAAGUUGGAAAUAUGCCACUACAACUUCCCCGUACAUCUAUCUAUGCCAUUUUCUCAACUUAAACCAAUAACGGUUCAAAUAAUACAUGUAUUCUGGUUUGUAUUGACGUAUUUACCAUACUACCCCUGUUUCCAACUUUCAUCAGCACGUUUGGGACUUCCGGGCGCCAAAAAGUUCAAAUAAUUCAAAUUUUGGCAAAAAAUUGAACUUCUCAGAAAAAUCUG
Messenger RNA from Triticum urartu, 5199 nucleotides. The record is from RefSeq and is a predicted model, not a curated record. NCBI's taxonomy places the organism in Eukaryota, Viridiplantae, Streptophyta, Magnoliopsida, Poales, Poaceae.